UAGUCAGCGUCCCAUGAAAUAUUUGAUAACGUUAGCUGGACAAUUACUGUCUGACGCUUAGGCUAGCCCAAGCAAGCAGCGGCUGAGUAGUUUUAGGGUACUCACAGCGGGAUGUAGAACGCUGCUCUGGUUCCAGCACCAAGCCGAAUCAUGCCAUACUACGUCAAAACAUACCUCAUCCAUGUGCCUGGGUUUUCGGGUCUUUUUCUCAGCGGAGUCGUAAGCGCUGCAACCAGCACAGUGUCGUCUAUAAUAAAUUCUCAAGCGGCUAUUCUCUACGUAGAUGUGAUUGUUCAUCGAUGCCAGAACGCGGAAAAACAUGUUCGAUGGAUUACUCGUGGCACCGCACUCGCACUUGGGAUCUCAAUGACAGUGUACAGCAUGCUCUGUGCACACAUGGGCUCUUUGUCGAGGUCCUUCCUUAUGGCCUGCAAUAGCCUGACUGCACCUUUUGUCGGUUUGUGCUUAAUAGGUGUCUUGUUCCCUUUCGUCCGUGCAAAGGGUGCUGGCGUGGCGACGAUUGUUGCAGUUGUGUUUCAACUGUUCCACAUCGCAACCAUUAUCAAGAGUGGAAGGAAGCUUACCAGAAUGGAAACGUCCCUGGACUACUGCCUCCACAACCACAGUGUCAUUUCUUGGACGUCGAACACAAGCAUCCCUAUUCCACAGGCAGAGCCAGACGACUCGUUCCUCCUGUCCCGCAUGUCCUAUCUCUGGGGCAGCUUCUUCGUUAUAUUCGCGACCAUUUUGCUGGGAGUUAUCGUGAGUGCUGCCACAGGCAAGUGUUUAAUAAAACACGACUUCUCAUGUGGGUGCCCAUCUUUUUACCGUUGAAAAUGAAACAUGUUCCCUUCUCACUAUGUGUACAG
Dermacentor andersoni is the source of this 869-nucleotide messenger RNA. Its product is annotated as sodium-coupled monocarboxylate transporter 1-like. Gene Ontology annotation, biological process: transmembrane transport; sodium ion transport. The record is from RefSeq and is a predicted model, not a curated record. Lineage: Eukaryota; Metazoa; Arthropoda; Arachnida; Ixodida; Ixodidae. Gene Ontology annotation, molecular function: symporter activity. Gene Ontology annotation, cellular component: membrane.